AUGAAGACCAUCCUCGUAACUGGUGGAACGGGUCUAGUAGGUAGCGCGAUUCGGCAGGUUGUGGAAUCCACUGAAAAAAGGGACGAUGAGAAAUGGGUCUUCAUUGGAAGCAAAGACUGUGACCUGGAAAAUGUAGAAGAAACUAGAAAACUAUUCGAGUCGGUCAAGCCAACUCACGUUAUCCAUCUAGCAGCAAUGGUAGGUGGCUUGUUCCACAACUUGGCUCACAACCUGAAAUUUUUCCGUAAGAAUAUGGCAAUCAAUGACAACGUACUUGCCUUGUGCCACGAGUUUGACGUCGUCAAGUGUGUUUCGUGCUUGUCCACUUGCAUCUUUCCUGAUAAAACGACAUAUCCAAUUGAUGAGACAAUGGUUCAUCUGGGUCCUCCACAUGACUCAAACUUUGGAUAUUCCUAUGCAAAGAGAAUGAUUGAUGUUCUUAACAAGGGUUAUGCUCAGGAACAUGGACGGAAAUACACUUCCGUUAUUCCGUGCAACGUUUUUGGUCCACAUGACAACUACAACCUCCAGGCUGGUCAUGUUCUCCCAGCAUUGAUUCACAAAGCAUUUGUUGCCAAACGAGAUAACACAUCUUUGGAAGUCUUUGGUUCUGGUAAACCACUUCGACAAUUUAUCUACUCGAUGGAUCUUGCGAGACUUUUCGUAAGAGUUGUCCGAGAGUAUGAGGAUGUUGAACCACUCAUUUUAUCGGUCGGUGAAUCAGAUGAAGUUUCCAUCCGUGACGCAGUUUCGGCGGUGGUGAAAGCCAUGGAGUUCACCGGAAAUGUUGAGUAUGAUACUUCCAAAGCUGAUGGUCAAUUCAAAAAGACUGCUUCAAACGAAAAGUUGCUGAAACUCUUCCCAGAUUUCAAGUUCACCCCAUUUGAACAAGCCAUUCAAGAGUCUGUUCAGUGGUUUGUGGAGAACUACGAAACUGCUAGAAAGUGA
Caenorhabditis briggsae is the source of this 948-nucleotide messenger RNA. It is a transcript of the gene Cbr-ger-1, whose product is annotated as Protein CBR-GER-1. Lineage: Eukaryota; Metazoa; Nematoda; Chromadorea; Rhabditida; Rhabditidae. Gene Ontology annotation, molecular function: GDP-L-fucose synthase activity. The record is from RefSeq and is a predicted model, not a curated record. The coding region runs from base 1 to 948 and encodes 315 amino acids. Gene Ontology annotation, biological process: nucleotide-sugar biosynthetic process. The transcript is spliced from 6 exons.